Molecule: messenger RNA, 1455 nt
Organism: Malassezia restricta
Lineage: Eukaryota; Fungi; Basidiomycota; Malasseziomycetes; Malasseziales; Malasseziaceae
Product: monooxygenase
Exons: 2
Coding region: 1-1455 (484 amino acids)
Molecular function (GO): NADP binding; N,N-dimethylaniline monooxygenase activity; flavin adenine dinucleotide binding
Source: RefSeq, a predicted model, not a curated record
AUGCAUCGCUUCGCCAUUAUAGGGGCGGGAGCAGCGGGUCUUGCGGCCGUGCAACAGCUUCGGGCUGUUGCCGGUGAGCUGCCCAUCGAAAUCUCGGUGUUCGAACGUCGUGCCUGUGUGGGUGGUUUAUGGAACUAUGAGCCACAACCAGGGCCAUGCCAUAUACAUCAGCCCAUUCCAGCAAAGCUUUGCGAAGUCGGUUACGCUACUUCCAGCGAGGAUCCGCAAAAGGUCAUAGCACCUAGUGCGAUGUACGAAGGCCUGCGCACCAACGUUCCAUCGCCUGUCAUGGCAUUCCGUGGUGUACCUUUUCCACCCAAUACUCACAUGUUCCCAUCACGCGCUCAUGUACAUAAUUACCUCCAGCACUUUGCAAGCUCGCAAAGCAUGCUUGACGUGAUUCGCUUCCGUACUGAAGUGGUCCAUGCGAGGCGUGUCCAGAACGGAUGGCAUGUCACAUCUCGCUCUCUUGACGAGCAAUCAGAGUCUAAUGAUGUGUUUGAUGCUAUUUUGGUCGCGAAUGGCAAUUGCGCCACGCCACAUAUCCCGUCGGUACCGGGUCUUGAUCAUUUCCGUGGCCGACAGAUGCACAGUGCAUGGUACAGAUAUCCUGACACGCUGAAUGCGCGCCGCAUUCUCAUUGUUGGCAGCAACUCUUCCGGGUCAGAUAUUGCGCGUGAACUCUGUGGCGGAGCGGUCCGACAGUGGCGCACCUCCGAAGAAUGGCAACGGACGAGCGAGAACGUCACAGUAUAUCAAUCUUAUCAUGACUUAGCCAAGCCUCCUAAAAGCGAUUAUGACCCGCGAGAUCCAGCCAGUCCAGCUUGGUGCCGACGCAUCCAUGUUGUGGGUCCUAUUCAGCACAUCGACGAGCAAGGGGCUUUGGUUUUCUCGGAUGGCGCGCGUCUAGAGGACAUUGACUUGAUUAUCUGGGCCACUGGCUUUUUGCAUAAUGUAUCCUUUUUUCAAGCGAAUGACGAGCCUUUUUGCCAGGCGCCUCUGAUCGUGCAUAAUCAGCAGACAAGCACGGCUGCAACCAUCGCUUCUGCUGAUACUCUGCACCACCUGGACGACUGGAUGAUGUUUUACAAGCCUGAUCCGAGCUUGUGCUUCAUUGGCCUUCCAAAACAUGUCGUGCCUUUUCCAUUGGUUCAGCUGCAAUCCCGUGUUGCUGCUCAUGUUCUUUUAGGCAAGAUACCGCCGCUUCCACGCGUGCGUGCCCAGCUACCCAUCAGCGAUCCAGAGAGGUGGAUUAUUGACGAGUACAACGAGGCACCUGGACCUGAAGCGUGGGGCAACUUUAUCCUGGGACGUGAAGCAGAAUUUGUUUAUACUGACACCCUUUUGAGUCUGCUUCCACGAUCCCAGCCACCAGAGUGGCAGCCCUUUCCUCGUUGGCGACGCGAGCUUCGCAGGAAAGGGAUCGAAAAGCGACGCGAGCUUCUCGGGUAUUAA